AUGAACUCCUGCUCACAGAAGAUUCCUCCAUCUCCAAGACCUUACACGCCGCAGAUAACUCCUGGAGAAGUUUGUUUCAGGGUAGUCGAACCGAAUUGUUUUGACACAUCCGCACGUCUGCGAGACAUGGAUACAGCCAAAGUGAAUGUGCAAUGCCUUAGUACCGUACCCGUCAUGUUCAGUUACUGGGGAAAGCCUGAAGACACCGAAGAAGUUAGCCGUUUCGUCAAUGACGACCUCUUGGCACAAUGUCAGGUGGCACCGGACAGACUUGUACCACUCGGCACUUUGCCAAUGAAUGAUGUACGACGGGCUGUAGAGGUACGAUUUUGCCCUUGA
This is a messenger RNA of Haemonchus placei, 339 nucleotides long. The record is from the annotation of a GenBank genome assembly. Lineage: Eukaryota; Metazoa; Nematoda; Chromadorea; Rhabditida; Trichostrongylidae.